UCCAGUUCAGCCUUGGGCUCGAUAUUCUGUAACCGCGAUUUUCAAAAUAAACAACGGGAUAACGUGAUUCUGGUGGCUAAGAACAUGAGUUAUCUUGAGUCUGAAACAGCGCAUCUUAAUUCAAAAUUUCGUUAUUAAAUUCCAAUAUUAUAAAUGUUAAUGAUGCUAUAAUUAUUAAAAAUAGUUCCUGUUAAAAAUGUCCGAUUUGUUACAAGCAAUAUUUGAAUGUGAUCUUGGGAUCUUAAUAAACUUUUUAAAUGGUGGUGAAAAUGUGAACUGCAAAGUUCCAGGAACAGAAGGGUGCACAAUCCUUCACAUUGUUGUAGGCAUGAAGAAACAUGCACGUAAAGAUGAGUUGCUCUCUUACUUGCUUGAAAUGGGUGCUGAUCCUAAUGCUCGCUCAAAGGAAGAUCUGACGCCUGUUCACAUUGCAUCCAUGUGGAAUAACUAUACAGAACUUGAAAAGCUUCUGCAAAAUAAAGGGAACCCUUGGCUUGUGGACAAUGAGAACAAGAAUGCAUUUGAUUUAGCAGCUGAUCACCAUUCUUAUGAAUCAUAUCAAAUUCUAAAUAGGUACCAUUCUGAGAACAAACUAAAUUUUAGAUCUGUUGCAGACAAGACUCAAAACCAGUUGAAUAACAGCACUGUUUUCCACACUGUUGAUGAACAUUUCUCUUUCCUGUUUUCCAACAGUAAUGAGGAUGAGGAAAGCCGUUCUUAUCUUUUGAAUGUAAGUAAAAUUCUGAGAAAAAAUAAGUUUCUAGAAAAUAAAGUUGAAAGGAAUGUUAAUUCCUCCCAAAAUGAAAAUUGUAGAUUAUUGGACAAGGCUGUGCUUUUUUCAGAAAGUGGAGAUUCUAGUACUACUAGUCAUUCUGAAAAAAGUAAUGUCACAGUUAUUGAGACGGACAACUUAAGUGGCAUUUCUUUAGUUGAAGAAGAUUCUCUAGUACUGCCAGCUAACUUUGGAAAUGAUUCUUCGAAUUUUGUAAUUAAUGAUUGGAAAUCUUGCAGCAUCUCAUCGUAUCUCAGCAAUUCAGAACUUAAAUUAGAUGACAGGAUCACUAAUGAUCCAAUAUGUGGUUGGACUUCUUGUAAAUCAGACUUCAGUUUUAUACCUGAUGAUUCUGUUGUAAUUUCAAACUCUUUUAAGGAACUUAGCAAUCUGGAAAUUUAUCAGGAGCUUCUCAAAUUGGGUGAUAUGCCAGGCCCCAUAAGUGAUCAUACACGCGAUCUGUAUUUGAAACGCCUGUUCAAGAUUAAAAGUGGUAUCUAUAUUCUGCCUUUAAGUGAACCAAAGUAUUGUUCUGAGAUACAAAAGUUUCUAGAUGGCAAAUUAAACAUGAGCAAGAUCCAUCUUCUCAGGAAUGACAUUUCUGCAGAGUUUAACGAUUCCAAGACAAAGACUGAAUGGCGAGAAGGAAACCAGAAAUGUUGCUUCAAUUACUUCCUUCUGGAUCCAAGAGUUACUCAGAAUUUGCCAGCACGGCACGCUCAGCUUACGUAUCAGGAAACAUUUCAAACUUUCAUUGAUGCCAUCUUUUAUGUGGGCAAAGGAACUAAAGGACGGCCUUACAGUCACUUCUGGGAUGCAGUCAAAGCUCUAGCUGGUUUACACUCUAGAUCUGAUAAAAUCGAUCACAUAUUAGAUAUAUGGAAUGCUGGCUUUGGAGUUAUUUCUCUCCAUUGUUUCAAUAAUUGUAUACCGGUGGAAGCUUACACUCAAGAGGCAUGUAUAAUUGAAGCUCUAGGCUUGAAGAAUCUCACUAAUGUGAAAUCUGGUGACUAUUAUGGCCAAAGCACUAAAUGGAAGAAGACACUGAAGCGUCAAGUUGGAAUUUUAUUUUUAAAUAAGGCUCUUCAAAUCUACCUAAAUGAGGGAGAGAAGCAGAUCAAAGCGAAAGAUCUCAGGAAAAAGUAAAAUUACCUAUGCAAUGGGUAAUCAUACUACAAAGUGCAAUACAACACCGCUAAUUUAAAAUCACAAUAAUGUAAAAGAGGGCAUAGAGAUUUUGUUGAAGAUUUCAUGGGAGACAUAAUUUUAAAUUUGAACUUAGUUUUAUUUUCCCAUUGUUACAUCUUGUUGUUAUUCUACGACUCAUAUUUUUAACAUGUUAAACGUUAACUUAUGUUAAAACGUAACGAUACCAGGGUUGCUACUCCACCGGGAAAA
Parasteatoda tepidariorum (common house spider) is the source of this 2170-nucleotide messenger RNA. RefSeq lists its product as uncharacterized. Gene Ontology annotation, cellular component: nucleoplasm; cytoplasm. Gene Ontology annotation, molecular function: protein binding; DNA endonuclease activity. Gene Ontology annotation, biological process: resolution of meiotic recombination intermediates; double-strand break repair via homologous recombination. The record is from RefSeq and is a predicted model, not a curated record. NCBI's taxonomy places the organism in Eukaryota, Metazoa, Arthropoda, Arachnida, Araneae, Theridiidae.